GUUUCAGAUGUCCCACCGCCGUUUGACCCCCCUCCCCCCGCUUCUCCACCCCUGCAAAUGAGGUUUGACCAGCAGAGGCAGAGCCCACCUCUGGCUUAGAAUCACUGACAUUUAGACUCCAGGCUUCAACCUGUUUACAAGCGGGCUUUCCAAAGGAAGGGGGUGGGGGGGGGAGGGAAACAGGGCCAAACAAAACACCAACCGCCAUCUCCCCCAAACAAGAAGUGACUUUCUGGAGGCUUCAAAUCAACAGGCACCACCAAAAAGAGAAAGCAAGAGGGGGAAGGAGACAACGGCGACCGGCAGCUCGCCUCCAGUUCUGACAACUCCAAACGGACGCGCUUUUAGAACCGGCUAGCAGGCUGGGGCUCUGCGGAGAGGGGCGAGAAGGUGCCAACCCCCGAGAGGCGCAGAUCUCUCCCCCAGCCUCCCACCCCGACCUCUGUGGGUUUUGUUCACCGUGCUGUCAUCUGUUUUUUAGACUUUUUUUUUUUUUUUUUUUUUUUUUUGCAUCUAACAUGGUGAAGAAAGGAGUGAAGAAGAGAACAAAGUAACUCCUAGGGGAGUGGAGAUCGCUGGUGACCAACACCACCACCGCCACCACCAGCUCCUGCUACUGCGGCCACCCACGUCCACCAUUCACCGGGAGACUCGAGAGGCGCACGGCAGCGGAUCCGAGAAAGGAGCGAGGAGAGGCAGCCGGCCCUUCCGAGGAGUUAUGGAUGUUGGUGCAUUCACUUCUGGCCAGAUCCGCGCCCAGAGGGAGCUAACCAGCGGCCGCCACCUCCAGCUGUCUCCUUGCCUCGCACCAGGUCUUACCCUUCCAGUAUGUUCCUUCUGAUGAGACAAUUUCCAGUGCCGAGAGUUUCAGUACAAUGUGGAAAUGGAUACUGACACAUUGUGCCUCAGCCUUUCCCCACCUGCCUGGCUGCUGCUGCUGCUUCUUGUUGCUGUUCUUGGUGUCUUCCAUCCCUGUCACCUGCCAAGCCCUUGGUCGGGACAUGGUGUCACCAGAGGCCACCAACUCCUCUUCUUCUUCCUCCUCCUCCUCCUCCUCGUCGUCUUCCUCCUUCUCCCCUCCUGCCAGUGCGGGGAGGCAUGUGCGGAGCUACAAUCACCUCCAAGGAGACGUCCGCUGGAGAAAGCUAUUCUCUUUUACCAAGUACUUUCUUAAGAUUGAGAAGAACGGGAAGGUCAGCGGUACCAAGAAGGAGAACUGCCCGUACAGUAUCCUAGAGAUAACUUCAGUGGAAAUUGGAGUCGUUGCCGUCAAAGCCAUUAACAGCAACUAUUAUUUAGCCAUGAACAAGAAGGGGAAACUCUAUGGCUCAAAAGAAUUUAACAAUGACUGUAAGCUGAAGGAGAGGAUAGAGGAAAAUGGAUACAAUACAUAUGCGUCCUUUAACUGGCAGCACAAUGGGAGGCAAAUGUACGUGGCAUUGAAUGGAAAAGGAGCUCCUAGGAGAGGACAGAAAACACGAAGGAAAAACACCUCAGCUCAUUUUCUUCCAAUGGUGGUACAUUCAUAGAGGAAGGCAAUGUUUGUGGAUGCAGCAGAACCAAAGGUUCUUUUGCCAGGACUAGUUGGUAUUCUUCACGAAGACAGUAGCUCAAAAGGCAGAGACACAUUGCAGAUGUCUGCUCGCUUGAAAGAAAGGAAGUCUUUGAAGGUUUUGUACUCACUGCUGACAUAGGAUGUUCUUUUAAUUAGUUCUGUGUCAUGCCUUAUAACCGAGAUAAUAGGCAGAUUAAAUGGGAUGGAAGUUACUCCUAAGCGAACAACAUUGUAUGUUGGCUGGGUUUUUGGUGAAGUUUUUGUUUCUGUUGUUUUUUAACCUCUGAGAUAGAACUGAAAGGACAUGGAACAAUCUGUUGAAUGAUCUUCGGGAAAGUUAUUUAUGGAAUACGAACUCAUAUCAAAGACUUUCAUUGCUCAUGCAAGCCUAACGAUUCAAUGAGCAGUCAGACACGCAAGCAUUUACUGGAAAGCACUUGGGUCACGUCAUAUGCACAACCAAAGGCGCUUUGGGCAUGGCAUCAUGGAAGAGUUGGAUAAGAUUUUAAAAAUGUAAACAUGUUAGUGUAAAACUGUUCUAACAAAACAAAUAGUAUGGUAUGCUUGUGCAUUCUGCCUUCAUCCCUUUCUAUUUCGUUCUAAGUUAUUUAUUUAAUAGGAUGUUAAAUAUCUUUUGGGGUUUUAAAGAGUAUCCUCAGCAGCUGCCCUCUGAUUUACCUUUUCUUUUUCUUCAGCACACCACAUGCAUGUUCAUGACAAAGUGUUCUUAAAACUUGGCAAACACUUCAAGAAUAGGAGAGGAGAUAGGGAAGCAGGGUGAGAGCCCCAUGUGCUAUGAGUUAACUUAAUAUCACUUCUGCAAUAAGAACCAUCAACAAUAAAUAUGACAGUGUCGUGGCACAGCUUGAUGAGAGAUAUCUGCCAUCAUUUAAAAACAUCUAUCACUCCUAAGGCUUCCUUUCAUAAGAAAUAGACCAGAAGGCCAAAGUCUUCUCUUUCAAUACACCAAUGGGGCUC
Messenger RNA from Lontra canadensis (Northern American river otter), 2533 nucleotides. RefSeq names its product fibroblast growth factor 10 (gene FGF10). Gene Ontology annotation, cellular component: cytoplasm. Gene Ontology annotation, biological process: cell differentiation; positive regulation of protein phosphorylation; animal organ morphogenesis. The transcript is spliced from 3 exons. The record is from RefSeq and is a predicted model, not a curated record. Lineage: Eukaryota; Metazoa; Chordata; Mammalia; Carnivora; Mustelidae. The coding region runs from base 876 to 1529 and encodes 217 amino acids. Gene Ontology annotation, molecular function: growth factor activity; type 2 fibroblast growth factor receptor binding; chemoattractant activity.